Molecule: messenger RNA, 879 nt
Organism: Helianthus annuus (common sunflower)
Lineage: Eukaryota; Viridiplantae; Streptophyta; Magnoliopsida; Asterales; Asteraceae
Product: GATA zinc finger domain-containing protein 14-like
Exons: 1
Coding region: 1-879 (292 amino acids)
Source: RefSeq, a predicted model, not a curated record
AUGCAUACAAGGAAUUCCGGGAGGACUUCACCAUUAGUCUACGAACCGAAAAUCGAAAGAGUUGCAAGAAGGAAUUUAGCAAGCCGGUUAGAGGCAACCCUUGUUUCUAACCAAGUCACCCAAGAUUCACAAUCCACACCAUCCAUUGAAACCGAUUCAAUGGCAAACCAAAACUCCAAUCACCCAAACCUUAAUCAAAACCAAUUCCAAUCUCGAGGAACCCUCCAUCCCGCCAAAAAUGUCCAACAUAUACCUCAAAAUCAACCGGGUGGUGGUGACAACUCAAGACCACCCACACCACCUUUUCGUAACCAAGUUCCUAAUAAUAACCAAAUAACACCCCAACAACAAAACCUUCACCGACACAACUCCUUACCCACUCAACUUGAUGAGCGGAAUGUUAAUUCUGAUCGUAGAGGCAACCGAGAUCGUGGCAAUCCCGCGAACGAAGACCCGUUUUUCAACAUUGACGACUUGCGAAAUGCCAUCCCCGAUGAUGAGUCGUUUAGUGUUCCCGGUUACCAAUCACCAGAACACGUGAGUAUUCACUCGGAAUACUCGGAUGACGGGGGUAAUUAUGAUGAACGGCUCGAUGAUGGCGGUUGGGGUUAUGUGAACCGGGGAAAUGUUUACAAUGCUAGAGGGUUUGACGAUGAUGAAUUUGGCUAUCAAAAUGCCAAUUUUGUAGGGAAUGAAAACUACGGUUAUGGGAAUGCUCGAAACGACGGUUACGGAAACAACCGAAACCCACAAAACAACACUCAACGGAACCGGAAUGAAGGGUUCUACAACAACAAUAACAAUGUGAAUCAUAACCGGAUUCCACGUUUUGGGGAGGAGGUAAUCAAGGAGGUAACCAAGGUGGGAAUAGAGGGGUAA